AAGCAAACCGUCCUGCUGUUGAACGAGCCUUCGAACUUGCAAGAUCACCAACAGCUCCGAAGCACCUCAAUUACUGUCUGCUGUUCCACGAUGCAUCUCAAGGCAGUUGUCUCAGUUGGGCUCAGUAUGCUGCUGGCCCAGGCGAUGGCCUUGCCUCAGCCUCAUCUUCAGAAUGGUAUCCUCUUGAGCACUCGUGACGACACAGUCGCUGCACAACCCGCGCAAGAUCAAGCCCAAAAUCAACAAGCUGAAGCAAACGUUCAAGCUGCUCAGGCACAGCAGGCGGAUUCGAACAAGCAAGUCGAUCAAACUGAGGCCACCGCACAGAACGCCCAAGCUGAUGCAGCAAAGGCUGCCGCCCCUGCUGCAGAUGCAGCCCAGAAUCAGCCGCAACAGAAUGACGCAGCGCAGCCAGGUAUCAGUAAUCUCUUCGGCUCAUUCUUGGGCGGAAACGGAGCCAAAGGUGGCGGAAGUGGAAUCUCCAUCCCUUUCCUUGGAUCAUCAUCGGGCAUGGGGUCCGGCGGGAAACCAGCAUCAUCACCAUCACAGUCAUUCUUCGGCGGUCUUUCGGGCUUGGUAGAUGCAGCAAGUAAGAUCAAACCUCCUGAUAAUAAACCAGACGACUCCUGGAAAAAAGCUAUUGAGGACUGGGAGAAAGCGUUGCAAGGCAAGAAAGACGACGAUAAAGAUGCCUGGACGAAAUGGUACGAAGACUAUCAGAAGCAGUGGAAGGACUAUUACGACAAGCUGUAUGGCAAGAAAGACGACGACGACAAGAACCCCUACGAAGAUUAUGAGAAAGCCUUCAAGGCCUGGAAGAAAGCGUACGAGGGCGGCGGCGACGACGAUGAAGGCGGCAGCAUUGAUGGCAACACUUUGAAGUUCAAGAUUAAAGAUCUCGAGUUUUCGUGCUAUUGGUAUGUGCCGUAUCCGGGCAAUGCUCAGCUGAACUGCAACUACUACUACAACUACACGUAGUGCGAAGGAAUCUGCAGAUGGCCUCUAGCACAGGGUGGGUUCUUGGCAUGAAGAUGAAGGGAUUUUCAUUUUUGCAUUGCAUCGUCAUGUCGAACGAAACAAUGGGCACUGUCGUUUGCAUCGGGUUAGACACAGCACAUUCGUUUGCAGUGGGAUGUACGCAGCACAGUCGUUAGAGUAUAUAUGAUGAUGAACAUAAUGAUUGACGAG
This is a messenger RNA of Cercospora beticola, 1188 nucleotides long. RefSeq lists its product as uncharacterized. The record is from RefSeq and is a predicted model, not a curated record. Lineage: Eukaryota; Fungi; Ascomycota; Dothideomycetes; Mycosphaerellales; Mycosphaerellaceae.